This is a messenger RNA of Carassius auratus (goldfish), 849 nucleotides long. RefSeq lists its product as uncharacterized. The transcript has 4 exons. NCBI's taxonomy places the organism in Eukaryota, Metazoa, Chordata, Actinopteri, Cypriniformes, Cyprinidae. Gene Ontology annotation, biological process: response to bacterium. The record is from RefSeq and is a predicted model, not a curated record. The coding region runs from base 51 to 839 and encodes 262 amino acids.
AAUGAAUGCAUUUAAAAAUGGGAUUCUAUGAGAGUAAUUAUUUGUGACAUAUGAUUAUUUGCAAAAUUAUAGUCCAUGUUAUUUUGUUUUCUAAAGUAAGACCUUUGCUUAAACAUGUGUCUUUGUAUAUUUCAGAUAUAGCCCUCUGCAUAAAAUGUCUCCAUGUCUGUUUAGGGUCACAAAACCACCGAUAUGAAUCCAAGGUGACUGUUCUUCAGCAUCCCGUAUCAGAGCCAGUCCAGUCUGGAGAUACAGUGACCCUGCGGUGCUCUGUGCUGUAUGAACACAGCACCAAAGAUAUCAGGAUGUUCUGGUUCAGAUCAGAUUCAGGACAAUCUGUUCCAGAAAUCCUUCAUACUCAUAAUUAUUCUAAUCAGUGUGAGACUGACUCUACACAGAGCUGCACAUUCAAACUGUCCAAAAACAUUAGCAGUCAAAUGGACACUGGCACUUACUACUGCGCUGUAGUCACCUGCGGAAAAAUUCUGUUUGGGAAUGGAACAAAUAUAAAUAUGGUAAAGCCAGUGGAUCCUCUAGUCAUUAUCUUGGGUGUGUUAUUGGGCAUUUGUGUGGUUGUGAUCACUGCUCAAGCUAUUUCAAGUUUUAAAAAGGAAAAAUACUACAACAGCAAAGAAAAAAUGCUACAAGACACUGAAAAAGAGCAUCCCUCCAGUCAGGACCAUGAUGCAGUGAUGUUGAGUUAUGCUGCUUUGCAUUUUAAGAAGGCAAAUAACAGAAGAGUGCGAAGGAAGGGGGAAACACCUCAAGAAAGUGUGUACAGCCAAAUCAACAACCCCAGUGUGACUGAGCAUACUGUGAUUGAGUACAGAACUGUGUAGAAUCUAAUAG